This is a messenger RNA of Phytophthora sojae, 535 nucleotides long. RefSeq lists its product as hypothetical. The transcript has a single exon. The record is from RefSeq and is a predicted model, not a curated record. Lineage: Eukaryota; Oomycota; Peronosporomycetes; Peronosporales; Peronosporaceae. Bases 32 to 430 code for a protein of 132 amino acids.
AGAAGACAGCCUCCAACGCAAUAUAUCGACGAUGGUCGGCUCCAGUGUGCAGGACGUGUGCAUGCCCCCAAGCUGGCGCUCACACUCCGAGGGGGCCACCAAGGCCGCACAGACGCUGCAGUCGCAGCCCGCCUCACUGCCGGACAGGACCAUCACAUUCGCGCGCUGCUCGGCGUUCUACGUGCGGACGUCGGACGGCAUCGUCUUCCAGGACGAGGAGUUUCAGCGCCAGACGAUCGCCAAGGCCGAGCGUCUCAUUGAGACCGCGCUCAGCCCCGAGAGCUCGGAGCGCAACGCGCUCAUCGCCAAGACGGCGCUCAAGUACCGCGAGAUGCGCUCGCGGCGACCGAACGGCGCGGCCAACGACCUGCGGAUCCCCGAGCUGGCCUCCCGCGCGCAGAGCUGCCCCGUCCCGAUAGACCGAACCUAGAGACCCAACUUACACACGUCCAUGGUCUCACCUCCCUCCGCCCCCCCCUUAUAAACCUUAGACUGGAAGUAAAGUAUUUUAAGUAAAGAAGCUGCAUGUUGAUGA